AGACAAGCUCGAUUCUUCCCAAAAUUUUAUUAUAAAAAUGUUUCUUGCAUCGAAUUAUGGAUUAAAGAAAUCGGUUAAACAAUUCCUAUUGUCGAUAAUUUCAAAAUCAUAAUUCCUCUUCUUUUUUUAGAAUGUUUUCCAGAAAGCUCGUUCAAAACUAUUUUUAUUGACUAUAAUCAUGUGACUGGGGAGAGAAAUAUUUCAAAUUCACUAUAUAAUUAAUUGUUUCAAAUGUCUUAUCAAAGGUUAGUUUUACGAUGUUUUACUAAGAAGUAUUUGCUUGACAAUCUAAGUUAAGUAAACAAAAAAAAUAUGAAAGAGACCCAUACCUUAACCGUGACAGAAAUGGAGGAACUUGAAGAAAUUCUGGAUAAUGCCGGUCCUAAAUUAGUAGUGAUCGAUUUCACAGCUCCUUGGUGUGGUCCUUGCAAGUUGACAGGAGGAACUAUGGAAGAAUUAGCUGGUGUGUAUCCUGACGUUGUCUUUAUUAGAGUCGAUGUAUCGGAGCUGGAGGAAGCAGGUUCCAUGUUUCAAAUAUCCGUUCUUCCGACGUUCAGUUUCGUCAGAAACAAAGAAAAGAUUGAAGAUUUCAUAGGAGGGAAGAUGGAAAAUUUUAAAAUGACGAUAGAAAGAUUAAGAGGAGCAAUGCACGCUAAUAAAUGAAUAAUUCUAAGCUUUCUUUAACUGUGACCUGUUUUGAGAGCGGAGGAUUAAGUGAAGAAAUAAAUAAUGGUGGUUGACAAAAUUUCAGUAAUUAUCAUUUAAUGAUUCAUACAUUUUAAGGAUACUUUAAUUGAAUAGUAAGGUUAGCCUCUUACAAGAUCGUAGCCAGAUAAAAAGUCCCGAUUGUGGUUGCAAUAAUUUUAAAUUAAAUUUUUCUUGUAGGGGUUGUGUUUCUGUUUUUUUUCUUUAAUAUUUUCUUUCAUAAUGUCGAAAUACUAAC
This is a messenger RNA of Nezara viridula (southern green stink bug), 943 nucleotides long. The record is from the annotation of a GenBank genome assembly. Lineage: Eukaryota; Metazoa; Arthropoda; Insecta; Hemiptera; Pentatomidae.